CCGAGUCACGCGCCCCGGGGUUCGGCGCCGGGGCUGCCGGAGCUGAGGGGUCUGCGGAAUAUAUCAGGUCUUGGGGUAUGACGGACAUUGCCAUGGUUGACUCAUGUGUACAGACUUGGCAUUCUCUGUGUUUCUGCUAAGUAUAAGGCUUCUGCCGAUCUCUAAGGCACCAUGAAUGCCAUCGUUGCCCUCUGUCACUUCUGUGAGCUCCAUGGCCCCCGCACUCUCUUUUGCACGGAAGUUCUACACGCCCCUCUACCCCAGGGGGCCACGAAUGGGGACAGCCCAGGCCCAGGGGAACAAGCCGAGGAGGAAGAGGGCGGCAUCCAGAUGAGCAGCCGGGUCCGUGCCCACAGCCCAGCUGAGGGGGCCAGCGCGGAGUCCAGCAGCCCAGGGCCCAAAAAGUCAGACAUGUGUGAGGGUUGCCGGUCACUUGCUGCUGGGCACCCAGGCUAUAUCAGCCAUGAUAAAGAGACCUCCAUUAAGUACGUUAGUCACCAACACCCAAACCACCCCCAGCUCUUCAGCAUUGUCCGCCAGGCCUGUGUGCGGAGCCUGAGCUGCGAGGUGUGCCCUGGCCGAGAAGGUCCCAUUUUCUUUGGGGACGAGCAGCAUGGUUUUGUGUUCAGCCACACCUUCUUCAUUAAGGACAGCCUGGCCAGGGGCUUCCAGCGCUGGUACAGCAUCAUCGCCAUCAUGAUGGACCGGAUUUACCUCAUCAACUCCUGGCCCUUCCUGCUGGGGAAGAUCCGUGGGAUCAUAGAUGAGCUCCARGGCAAGGCUCUCAAGGUGUUUGAGGCGGAGCAGUUUGGAUGCCCGCAGCGAGCCCAGAGGAUGAAUACAGCAUUCACACCCUUCCUGCACCAGCGGAACGGCAAUGCUGCCCGCUCGCUGACUUCCUUGACCAGCGAUGACAACCUGUGGGCCUGUCUUCACACGUCCUUUGCCUGGCUCCUGAAGGCAUGUGGCAGCCGGCUGACGGAGAAGCUCCUGGAGGGUGCACCAACAGAGGACACCUUGGUUCAAAUGGAGAAGCUUGCUGACUUAGAAGAGGAGUCGGAAGGCUGGGACAACUCUGGGGCCGAGAAGGAGGAGAAAGGCCCUGUGCUGCCAGAGGGCGCCGAKGGCCGGGAGCUGGCCAAGUGCCCCACCGGUGCCUCCUCACUCUCAGACUGCGGGAACUGGCAGUCCCGAAAGCUGUCAGUGUUCAAGUCUCUCCGGCACAUGAGACAGGUCCUGGGUGCCCCCUAUUUCCGCAUGUUGGCCUGGCACGUCCUCAUGGGGAACCAGGUGAUCUGGAAAAGCAGAGACGUGGACUUGGUCCAGUCAGCGUUCGAAGUACUUCGGACCAUGCUGCCCGUGGGCUGUGUCCGCAUCAUCCCGUACAGCAGCCAGUACGAGGAAGCCUACCGGUGCAACUUCCUGGGGCUCAGCCCGCAUGUCCAGAUCCCUGCCCAUGUGCUGGCUUCAGAGUUCGCGGUCAUCGUGGAGGUGCACACAGCCACGCGCUCCAUGCUCCACCCAGUAGGGUGUGAGGACGACCAGUCCCUCAGCAAGUACGAGUUCGUGGUGACCAGUGGGAGCCCCGUGGCUGCCGACCGAGUCGGCCCCACCAUCCUGAACAAGAUUGAAGCAGCUCUGACCAACCAGAACCUGUCUGUGGAUGUGGUGGACCAGUGCCUCGUCUGCCUCAAGGAGGAAUGGAUGAACAAAGUUAAGGUCCUCUUUAAAUUCACCAAGGUGGACAGUCGCCCCAAGGAGGACACACAGAAGCUCCUGAGUGUCCUCGGUGCCUCCGAGGAAGACAACGUCAAGCUGCUGAAGUUCUGGAUGACAGGCUUGAGCAAGACGUACAAGUCACACCUCAUGUCCACGGUCCGCAGCCCCACGGCCUCCGAGUCCCGUAACUGACCUCCUGGGAGUGGGUCUCCACGUGCUCCUUCUGGAAGAUGGUGGUGCCUGUGUGUGGACCCACCUCCAGCUCCGAGAGGAGGGCCUGYGCUGAGUGUCCAGAUGCUGUGGUGGAGCCGCGUCCUGGCAGGGCGUGGGGACUGCAGGGCCCUGCCCUCUGUGUGGGCCCCUCCCACAGCCGCCGUCUCCCCUGAAGAAGGCCGUGGAGCCGUGUGGAGCACCGGCCUUCUGUACUGUGCGCCCACAAGGGACGCCGUCAGGAGGACUCGGGCCUCGUGCCUCUGGAUGACGGAGGUCUCAGGCUGCARGAGGAACUUGGUGGGCCAGGCCAGCUCUGGCGAUCAGCUGCCAUCRGUGUCCUCCCUGGGCUCAGCAGCACACCUUUCCAUCUUGACACGCGGCAGCCRUCCCUGGGAACAGUCAGUACUGGCGCCAGUCUGGGUCAGGUUUGAGCCAGGGCCCUGGACGCGCUUUAGGAUGGAGGACGCCUUCYUCGUCUCUGAUCCGCUGGGGUUUGUGUUCUGGGGUUGUCCCUGCUCCUCUACGGGCACAUUCCCCUGCGGCCACCUGUGGGGAUGACUGUCCAGACAUGAGGYUCUGUGAAGUGUCUCAUCGCAGUCGACUGGCCCAGCCCACUGGGACGGUGAGACCCGCCUCGGCUUUAUUCUGUGCCACUUUCCCUUGUCACUGCUUUCAGCUAGUGAAUGUGGCUGCAGGUGACAGUUUCCGGAGUCUGCRGCAGCUUCAUGUCCCACCGUAGCACUUUCAGAGGUAGGUUGGAAGGACUUUACAGCAGUUUUCCUGAUCUGUUUAUAAUGUUUUGUGUUCAUUUAAUUUAUAUUUAACUUGAAGACUUAAGUUUAUUGGACUAGGUCUCUGCAUGAGGCCACAACAUUGAAACACAAUAAAUAAUGUAUUUUUAUAAACUGUUGCCUACAUGGUUUUAUUGGUAAAAUAACAGCUGAUAUUCACUUGUGCUCAGCACAGGCAGUAGUGUAGUGUGUCCCGGAUGAGACCAGAGCUAGGACGCGGGUGGUUAGGCAGCUCUGUGCUGUGACUAUAACUGUUCUCACGGAGACUCAGGUGGCUACAGCAUCACGACGUGGGGUGAUCCUAGGGGACCACCAUUGUAUCUGUUGACCAGCAUUGACUGAAGUGUUGCUGCUUGACAUGUGACCAUGUCACGGCUCAGGUGACACCCACGAGUGGUCAGUGCUUGGGCCUGUGAAGGUCUAAGCUUCAGUGAUCUUGGACAGUCUUCUCAGGUGAGUCUGGAGCUGAUGAGGAGGAAGGUCCUGGAGUGUCUAUGCCGUGUGCACCUAGCAUUUUCUCCAACUUUGGGAGACGGCUCAGCCCCGAGAAUGUUGGCAGGUGUCUCCAUUUGAGAGGAGGCACGGGAUGGAACAGACCUGCCUGACGGCGGCRCCCUGCACACUGAGGUCCACUUGGAGCACCUUGGAGUGGGAGGCCCAUCUGGCCUGGGUGGCUCAAGGUGAUGCAGGGAGAGGUGACUGCCAGCUCUUCUUGCAUCUCUGGGUGUGAAUUUCUCUCUUUUUACGGUGUCCUUGGGAACAGUAACCUUUGUUCAAACAACGUCUGUGCCAGUUUUCUGCCAGUCCCGUGGCUGAGUCCAUCUGGCUCAGUAGGAACUGGACAUAAAUGAGCUCUACAACAGUCUCACAGGAGGGAAGGAGGGGU
This is a messenger RNA of Urocitellus parryii (Arctic ground squirrel), 3609 nucleotides long. RefSeq names its product folliculin (gene Flcn). Lineage: Eukaryota; Metazoa; Chordata; Mammalia; Rodentia; Sciuridae. The record is from RefSeq and is a predicted model, not a curated record. Gene Ontology annotation, molecular function: GTPase activator activity. Gene Ontology annotation, biological process: negative regulation of transcription by RNA polymerase II; positive regulation of transforming growth factor beta receptor signaling pathway; positive regulation of TORC1 signaling. Gene Ontology annotation, cellular component: cytosol.